AUGAGUCAUCUACUCUGGAAGCACUACUGGGAACACGAUGUCGACAAGUUUCGGCGUCUCCUGGCACCAGCCGGUUACAGCACCCAGUUACCGAGCAGAAGCCCAGUGGUAGCGGCCAGUGGUUCUUGGGGGAACAGUCCCGGCUCGCACGCUGCUGGCACGUCCCCCAAGACUACCAAGUCCCGCAAACCCUCUGGCUUUGGUCUCAACCUCGGCGGCGCCAGAGGUUCUGCCGGAGCGGCACUGGGAAAGGCCGAAGUCAACAGUCGCGACCACGCCGGCCCUCACCCUCCUUUUGCGCGCCGCGUCAUCCACCGAUCCCGAUGCCAUCCUCUACGUCAGGGCCCUACUCGAACACCCAGUUAUCGAUCUUCACACUCAGGGAUCUUGAGAGUGGCUGGGAAUGCCCUCCACAGAGCCCUGUAUGCCGGCAACAUCUCCAUCGCUCGCCUGCUGCUCGACAAGGAAAGGAGAAUCCUGACCGAACAGACUGCUGGAAAUGCCGUGGCGAAGGUUGGCCAGCUUAUCAAGACGAAGGACAACGAAGGAAACAGUCCAUUCGACGUGUACAACUCUACUAUUGGUACGCGCAAUAUCAAGGAGCCUGGGAAUUCGAAAAACGAAGGCGAGGCCCACGACAGCGAUUCAAUUCAGACGACGAUGACAACCUCGCAAUGUCCGUCUCUGCCCUUGAGCUGCGACAGAGGCGAGAGAUCUCAUGUUGGAGUACAGACUCUCGCUCGAGUGGCGACGAGAUGA
Molecule: messenger RNA, 759 nt
Organism: Verticillium alfalfae VaMs.102
Lineage: Eukaryota; Fungi; Ascomycota; Sordariomycetes; Glomerellales; Plectosphaerellaceae
Product: BTB domain and ankyrin repeat protein
Exons: 1
Coding region: 1-759 (252 amino acids)
Source: RefSeq, a predicted model, not a curated record